AUGACGAAUGAAGAGCCACAUCAGCGGAUGGUGAUAUAUCUUUCACAAUCUGGAUUAUAUGGAGCGACAUUUCUUCACGGAUUUAAGGUGUUACCGACACUGAUAUCGACGUUGAUUGAGCGUUGGAGGACCGAAGCCCAUACGUUUCACUUACCUUGUGGUGAAGUGACGAUAACUUUGGAAGAUGUCGCGUAUCAACUUGGCGUUCCGAUUAAUGGUAUUCCAUUGAUGCUUCGCAACACUUAUAAGGUAAAUAUUCUUAUUUCAAAUUUAUUGGAAAAUGAGACUCCAACCGAUGUCAUUGAUGGGUUGCGGGUACGGAUGACGUGGUUGGAAAGCGAAUUUAGAGUAGAUGAACAAUCAACGGAGCAAGAGGUGAUAUAUGUAGCUCGAGCAUAUCUUUUGUCGUUAAUUGGAGGGAUCUUGCUACCGGAUAAAUCGGGCAAUUUGGUGCACACCCAAUAUCUUUCGAUAAUGGAGGAUUUCGCUGUUUGUCGCCAAUAUAGUUAG
Hibiscus syriacus is the source of this 510-nucleotide messenger RNA. RefSeq names its product protein MAINTENANCE OF MERISTEMS-like. The record is from RefSeq and is a predicted model, not a curated record. Gene Ontology annotation, biological process: meristem maintenance; meristem development. Lineage: Eukaryota; Viridiplantae; Streptophyta; Magnoliopsida; Malvales; Malvaceae. The coding region runs from base 1 to 510 and encodes 169 amino acids. The transcript has a single exon.